CUAGAGUCAUGUCCAUGGCGACUUCAUCUCUCGUCACUCAAUCCUUUUAUACUUCAUUUCCUCUCUCUCACCGACUUUUCCUCCCUGAACUCUAUCUACCUCUUCGCUCUUCACUCACUCGAAAAUCCCUUUCUCUCUCUGCUACUUUCCCUUCGUCAUCAUCUUCUUCUUCUCCUCCUAUUUUCUUUUCCUUCUUCGACGACCCCCUUCCAGAUAAUGAUCAACAAGCAGACAAUUCGAAAGAUAACAGCCGAGAGGAUGAAGAAGUCGAAGAAGAAGGAGAAGAUAAUGAUUUCAAAGACCCAAUUCUUAAAUUCUUCAAGUCACGAACUUUAUCGGCAGAAUCAACCGAAGACCCUUCUCGAGAAUCCAAAUUCUACCUCCAGAAAAACCGUCGAACCUCCUGGCACUUGGCUUCGGAUUUCACCGACCCGGAAACCGAGAUCGACCCGGAUCCUGAGAAAUCCGUCUCUGUAGCAAACCAACAAACACUUGGUGUGCACACUGCAUCCGAAAAUGGCGUCGCUGGGGAAAUCCUGGAACUAGCUAAGAAUCUGGAAGUGAAUCAAACUCUGGGAGAGAUGUUAUCUGGUUUCGAAGGAAGAGUCAGCGAAACAGAGUGCGUAGAGGCGUUAGUGAUGAUGGGUGAAUCAGGUUUCGUCAAGAGUUGUUUGUAUCUCCACGAGUGGAUGAGUUUGCAGAACCCUUCUCUUGUUUCGCCUCGUGCUUCCUCUGUGUUGUUUACAUUGCUCGGUAGAGAAGGAAUGGCUGAUAAGAUCCUGCUUCUGCUUCGUAAUUUACCAGACAAGGAAGAGUUCAGAGAUGUUCGUCUCUACAAUGCCGCCAUAUCUGGACUUUCAGCUUCUCAAAGGUAUGAUGAUGCUUGGGAAGUGUAUGAAGCUAUGGAUAAGGUCAAUGUGGAUCCGGAUAAUGUUACAUGUGCAGUAAUGAUCACAACGAUGAGGAAAGCAGGACGAAGUGCGAAAGAAGUUUGGGAGAUAUUCGAGAAGAUGAGCGAGAAAGGUGUGCGAUGGAGCCAGGACAUUUUCGGUGGCCUUGUGAAAUCGUUUUGCGAUGAAGGGCUAAAAGAAGAAGCUCUUGUGAUCCAAACUGAGAUGGAGAAGAAAGGUAUCCGUUCAAACACGAUCGUGUACAAUACGUUGAUGGAUGCUUACAAUAAAUCCAACCACAUUGAAGAAGUGGAAGGUCUUUUUGCUGAAAUGAGAGGUAAAGGCUUGAAGCCAACAGCUGCAAGUUACAACAUUCUCAUGGAUGCUUACGCCAGAAGAAUGCAGCCUGAUAUUGUAGAGACGCUUCUGAAGGAGAUGGAGGGUUUAGGUUUAGAGCCAAAUGUGAAAUCGUAUACUUGUUUGAUUAGCGCGUAUGGGAGGACGAAGAAGAUGAGUGAUAUGGCUGCUGAUGCUUUCUUGCGGAUGAAGAGACUAGGUUUGAAACCUACUUCACAUUCAUACACAGCUCUUAUUCAUGCUUACUCUGUUAGUGGUUGGCACGAGAAAGCUUUUGCUUCCUUUGAAGAGAUGCGUAAAGAAGGGAUUAAUCCGUCCAUCGAAACAUACACAUCGCUUCUCGAUGCAUUCAGACGGUGUGGCGACACUGAGAAGCUGAUGGAGAUUUGGAAACUAAUGAUGAGAGAAAAAAUCCGAGGGACUCGGAUUACAUAUAACACUCUUCUUGAUGGUUUUGCCAAGCAAGGUCACUACAUUGAAGCGAGGGAUGUAGUUUCCGAGUUUGGUAAAAUGGGUUUGGAGCCGACUGUUAUGACUUACAAUAUGCUGAUGAAUGCGUACGCACGAGGAGGACAAGAUGCGAAACUGCCACAGCUGUUGAAAGAAAUGGCUGCUCUUAACUUAAAACCUGAUUCCAUAACAUAUUCAACCAUGAUCUACGCGUUUGUCCGUGUUCGAGACUGCAAAAGAGCAUUCUUUUACCACAAGAUGAUGGUUAAAAGCGGGCAAGUACCAGACCCGAGGUCUUAUGAUAAACUUAGGGCGAUUCUUGAAGACAAGGCGAAGACAAAGAACAGAAAAGAUAAGAGUGCCAUACUUGGUAUAAUCAAUAGCAAAUUCGGUCGUGUUCAAGCUAAGACGAAAGGAAAGAAGGAUGAGUUCUGGAAAUACAAGAGGCACCGAACAUCUUAUAAACCUGAUCCUCACCGAUCUUGAAGGUAUUGAAUGCUCUAGUGGUACAUAGUGAAGACUAUCUGAGCAUUUUUUAUUUACUUUGUUCCUAGGAGAUACCUUGAUCAUGUGGAGUAUAAAGUGUAGUAGUUUAGCUUUAUUGUUCAGACAAGCAAAGAAUCUCUUGAGCUUUAAGCAAUCUUCAGAUAUAUAAACUCUUUUACUCUCUCCAUCAAAGAUCACUCAUACA
Eutrema salsugineum is the source of this 2388-nucleotide messenger RNA. RefSeq names its product pentatricopeptide repeat-containing protein At5g50280, chloroplastic. The coding region runs from base 9 to 2183 and encodes 724 amino acids. NCBI's taxonomy places the organism in Eukaryota, Viridiplantae, Streptophyta, Magnoliopsida, Brassicales, Brassicaceae. Gene Ontology annotation, molecular function: protein binding. The record is from RefSeq and is a predicted model, not a curated record. The transcript is spliced from 2 exons.